Molecule: messenger RNA, 3200 nt
Organism: Spodoptera littoralis (African cotton leafworm)
Lineage: Eukaryota; Metazoa; Arthropoda; Insecta; Lepidoptera; Noctuidae
Source: the annotation of a GenBank genome assembly
ACUUAUUUACUUUGUUUUAAUUUUUAAUAUUAUACGUGUGUACCCAGUUUAGACUAAACUUUAGAAAUUUUGUCGGUAAAUUAAUUAAUUUCGGUUUAAUUUUCUUCAUUACCAUCGCCCGUUAACUCUGUUUCCUGCUGAGUUUUCUCCUCGGUAUCAUCUGGCCCUUUAGGAUAUGCAGCCGCUCUAAGUAUUUGCAAGUCCUCUUUAUUCAAAUCAAUGCACAUUGUUGCAACUACAUCUUCUAAAUUUAUAGUACCAUCAUUACUUAUGUCAACUUCUUUAAUAAGAUUAUCUACCAUGCGUGGCGACAUUUUACUACCCUGUUUCGUCAAAACAUCUCUCAAGUAUUCUCGAUCUAGUAAUCCUGUCUUCUCAGGGUCGUACACUUGUAAUGAAGCUCGGAUUUCUUCUUCAAUAGGAAAGUCUCUUUGUCUUAUUGUCACCAUUUUUAAAAACUGUUCAUAAAAUAUAUGCCCAUCUGCAUUUGGUGGUCUGCAACAGUAGGUUACUAGCUCUUGGAGUUGCUCCGUUGUAUAUGUCAUGAUCAGAAGACUUUUUAACAUGAAAAUCAAUUCUUUUUCUGUAAUAAAUCCAUCCAAUUCAGCAUAUGCUGGAGUGUAAUUUUGAAACAUUUCCCAUAGUUGUUCUACUUCGGCUAAUUGAUCAGGUCGUAGUUCAAAGGGUGCUUUCAAGGCUUCUUUAGAGUCACUGAAAUCAUAUGGAGCAGCCGGAUCAGGAGGUGGUUCCUCGACGUAUUGUUCUUCCUCUUCGACUUUUUCUUCAGGUACAAGGCCUUCUUCACCGGUUUUUUCUAAUUCUUCACCUUCCAUCUGUUCACCUUCCAAACCUUCACCUGCAACCUCUUCUCCUUCCACUUUGUCUAUGUCUUCACCUUUUUCUUUUUCUUCUCCUUCAACAUGUUCACCUUCAACGUGUUCCCCUUCAGUAGCCGCAGUUUCACCUUCAACCUCCUCUCCUUCUACUUGUUCACCCUCCAAAUCUCCUUCUGGCUCUAUAUGUUCUCCAUCAACUUCCUCUGUUAUUGCGGCUUCUCCUUCUGUCUCCCCUUCAACCACUUCACCUACUUCAGCCGUGCCUUCACCUUCUGUUCCUUCGACAACUUCGACUCGGUCACCUUCAUCAGUUACUGUUUCACCAAUUGUGCUUAUUUGGCCUGCUUCUUUUUCGUGGUUUUCACUAACCUCAACCUCUUCACCCGCCCCGGUAUUUUCUGUACUCAUUUCGAUAUCCAUUUUGCUUAAAUUUUUGUUGCACGAGAAUUUGGAAAAGUUUGUUUAGAACUUAAUCUAUUUUACACUAAAAAUUUGUCACCACAUCGAGGUUUACUGAAUUUUGUACGAAGUACAACUAUCAAAUUAUCCGUUAUUUUGUCAUAUAAACUAAGACUUUCUAAAGAUAUAUAAUCUAAAAUGUGUACGAAGUCAUCAAGUAAUUCAUCACGUAUGUUACCUAUAAAAUUAAACAUUUAUGAAAAUAUUUUUGUAUACGUCAAUGGUGCGUCUAUGUGCCUUUGACAUGUGUCUUUGUAUAUUACUUGCUUUGAUUUAAACUUUUAAAUAUUAAACCUACUUACAGUUAAUUAUGGAACCUAUUUCAGGUUACAGUGGAUUGUAGUUUUUAUGCAAUUACUAGCUUUUGCCAGCAGCUUCGCCCACGUUUUGGUGGUAUAAAAAGUCCUUAAACACCUAAGUAAUCGACCGUUGAAGAAAGCCAACUGCUAUAACCACUCAACUGACAUAGUACCGUAUCUAUGUAUAUUUUACUAGAAAACUAUGUAGCUAACAUUGUUGCUCAUUAUUCCUAUAGUAAGUAAAACAAGUGAGUGUAAGAAAAUUAGGGCCAUCUACUGCAUAACAUUCAAACGACUUUUCCGCGCCCAUCUUAACGCAAGUCACGAGACCUAAUGCACUAUGUAAUGCAUUUUCUGACGACUUUCUGCGAUAAAAUGACCAGUGAAGCUUGAUCUGCAUCAUUGCCUUUCACUCCUCAGAACAAGGUAGAUUAGGAGACAGUUCAGCGGUCAAUGAAAGCCUAUAAACUAUCUAGCAAAAUAUGUAUGAGUGCACAAAAUUGUGACCUUCCACGGCCAUCGCUUUCAUAAGGCACAUUACGUGCUUUGAUUCUCCCGGAGAAACGGUUGGUGGGUGAGCGGUUGCAAGCCCGCUUUGAGCGUGAGCAGAAGUUUCGACGCGCGGUAACGUCGCGCAUGCGUACCUCACCAAUGGUUUUGGCGGGAAACAAAUGUGUAUGUUCGAAAAUUGAAAAAUAAUAUUUUUUUUCCUUUUGUGUUAACUAGUGAUUGUUCUUGAAUACAAGUAAAUAAGUUUACUAACAGCAGCAAUCAGAUCGAGCUUACCUACAUCACGUUAAAAAUGAUGUCAUCAAACACAGUUGUCAAGAGCACAUUCGGCGCACUGUUGUUAGUGCAACUAGCAGUGCAAGUGUCAGCGGGAACUAAGUUCGCUUCUCACGUCAGCAUAAAUACACCUGCACGGAGCUUCACGCACGGGGUCGGUGACCCCCUGCCAUUGCUCGCAAAGCGAAAUUACAACCGACAAUCAUCGUUCCGAAGCUUACCGCCUCCGCCACCGCCUCGAGGGUCUGGGUACCCGCGAGUGAAACCGACGAUACCAUUCAGCAACGAAGACCGUUUUCGCGACAACUCAAUAAAUGGAUCACCCUGGCAGUACAACAAUUACAUGGAUGUUGCCAUUCCCGUACUCCCACCAUCACCGUACAAAGUAGACUCGCCCGACCCUGAGUCGCUGUGGCCCGAAGGACUGUUCAUACCACCGUUUAACCCGCCAAGGUUUGCUGCUAGCAAACGCCGCAGUGAGGUAUUAUCAGACGCCGAAUCCUUGGAUCCCUACUUAUUAGAAGGAUCGGAAGCAAUAGCAGCAGUCAAGAGGGCAAGCCGCCAUGGUCUAUAUUACUUCGACGAUAUACCUCAUAUCGAGUCACUCCUUGUCAACCAGGAACUUAGAAUCGAGAACAAUUUGAAACCUCAUAGAUUAGGUAGCAUACGUCAGACGUGGCCUUACAACCGACCUUAGCAUUCCCUCGACGACCAAUAAAACAAUACGUAUAAAAUUGCAAUUAUUAUUAUUAUACUUGUAUACAACAAUAAAAAUACUCAAUAAAAAAGUCAUUAAUAUUAUACACAACUAAAUAUAUUG